This is a messenger RNA of Linum tenue, 423 nucleotides long. The record is from the annotation of a GenBank genome assembly. NCBI's taxonomy places the organism in Eukaryota, Viridiplantae, Streptophyta, Magnoliopsida, Malpighiales, Linaceae.
AUGGGGCUUUCGAAUUUCCCAACCCCUUCGGAAGGGGUACUCCCCCUGCUAGUGGUCAACACGGUUCUCUCAGUUGCCCUGCUUAAGAACAUGGUAAGCUCUCUGCUUCACUGGAUUGUUACUUCUCCAAUUAGAUUUUACGAGAAUCACGAAGACAAUGGAAUCGGAAGGAUUAGAAUCGGUAGUAGUAGAAGGAGGGGAAGAAGAAUAUCCAUUACGCAGUUCAGGGCAUUGAGUGGUGGCGGAGGAGGAAGGAGUGCUUGGUUGGCUACGACAGUGGAGUGUUGUGUUUGCUUAUGUGGGUUUGAAGCUGAUGAGGAAGUGAGUGAGCUUUCUUGCAAGCAUUUCUUCCACAAAGGUUGCCUGCAGAAAUGGUUCGACAACCAGCACACUACUUGCCCACUCUGUCGAUCCGUUGAGUAG